Molecule: messenger RNA, 3811 nt
Organism: Octodon degus (degu)
Lineage: Eukaryota; Metazoa; Chordata; Mammalia; Rodentia; Octodontidae
Gene: Ccdc80
Product: coiled-coil domain containing 80
Exons: 8
Coding region: 788-3655 (955 amino acids)
Source: RefSeq, a predicted model, not a curated record
GGAAGGAGGUGUGUUCUGCUGAUCUGUUAAAUUCUUAGUGAAGUUUCCUUGAUUCCUAGUGGCUGAUGCUGUUUGAGUUUGGUUUGGAGCAAAACUAAGGUAGUCCUGACAUUUCUGGGACUGCAUCCAGACAAGAGGAAGAAGAAAAAGAAGGAGGAGGAAAAGAGAAGGAAGAAAAGGUAGGGAGAAGUGAAGAGAGACCAGAAGUGUAGGAAAGGGGAGAAAUCCUUUUUCAACAUCACAUUCCUGCGUUUUCCCUGAGCCUGGAAAACAUAUUAAUCCCAGCGCUUUUACACCCGGAAACAAAGGGACAAAGCCAAACUGUGGGAGAAAGGGUGAUAAGAAGGAUCCUGGAACUCUACAGAGGGAAAAAGCAAGCUUUAGACAUCACCAGGACUCCACCGUAAGGAAAGUUUUGUGUCACUAUAAGGGACGGGCACACAGAGACACACAAGAUCGAGGAGAAACUGCAGACAAAUGGAGACACAAAGACUGACAAGGACAGCACCUUUCACCUCUUCCCACUCGUCCAGAAGGUAAAAAGUCACAGCCAGAAAGGAGAGAAGUUGGGUCUGCUCUCUGACCAGGACAGGCUGUGAUCUGCAGCGUGAACUGGAGCUGCAGCCCACCCGCUUUGUAUUGCUCACCCUCAGCCGGCCAGCUGGGAGAGAAAGGGUUGAGAAGGAAAGUGUUUCAUCUGGGAAACUGUCCUGGGGACCAAACUUCAGAUUUCUCUCGGAAUCCUUUCUGCCUUAUGAGUCACCAUCACCCUGAAGCAAAUUAGACAAUGACGCGGAGAAUGGGACCAGGUCUGGCCAUGCUGUUGGCAGUGUGGCUGGUGUGUGGGUCAGAACCCCACCCCUCUGUCACCAAUAGAGCCAGCCAUGGAGGGCGGAAAGUGCGUUUGGCCUCCCUGGUGAGCAGCCGGCCAGCUCGGUUUCUGAGGCACACGGGGAGGUCCCGCGGAACUGACAAAGCUACUUUGGAAGAAUUAAAUCCUCAGCCCCUUCAAAGAAGGAGGAACGUGCCAGUGUUGAGGCUAGAUCGCCCCACGGUGCUGCCACCCCCAUUAGGCAUCCGCAGGGCUCCCUUGAGACCUGAGGUGAGAUCCACAGCCAGAAGCGCCCUGCGUGACAUGGUUCGAGAUGAGGGAUCCUCCUCUCGGUCAAGAGUGUUGCGUUUCCCCUCUGGCUCCAGCUCGCCCAACAUCCUUGCUGGCUUUGCAGGGAAGAACAGGGUGUGGGUCAUCUCGGCCCCCCAUGCCUCCGAAGGCUACUACCGCCUCAUGAUGAGCCUCCUGAAGAAUGACGUGUACUGUGAGCUGGCCGAACGGCACAUCCAGCAGAUCGUGCUGUUCCACCAGGCAGGUGAGGAAGGGGGCAAGGUGCGAAGGAUCACCAGUGAGGGCCAGGUCCUGGAGCAGCCCCUGGACCCCAGCCUCAUCCCAAAGCUGAUGAGCUUCCUGAAGCUAGAGAAGGGCAAGUUUGGCAUGGUGCUGCUAAAGAAGACCCUGCAGGUGGAGGAGCGUUACCCUUACCCCGUGAGGCUGGAGGCUAUGUACGAGGUCAUCGACCAAGGUGCCAUCCGCAGAAUAGAGAAGAUCAGGCAGAAAGGUUUUGUGCAAAAGUGUAAGGCCGCCGGCGUAGAGGGCCAGGUGGUGGAAGAGGGGAGCAGUAGUGGAGGAACAGCAAGCAGACCAAGCCUGGGCAGUGAGGCAAGGAAGGAGAACUCAAGGAGAGCACAAGUCUCCCCAACCAGAGAGACUAGGGUAAAGGUGAUGAGAAAACUGGCUACCACCACUGUGGCUCCUCCCUCACCUCCACCAACCCCAAGGGCUACCACGUUUCCUCCUGCCUCAGCCACAACAACUGUGCGGGCCACGGCCAGGGUGGUCACAGUAGCUGCGAGACCUCUGACCACCACAACCUUGCCAGCCACCCAGAGGCCCUGGACUCCCUGGGGGCACCCCUCCCCAGCCUCCCACAGGCCGCCUGCAACCACAGCUGGGGUGACCACUGAGAAGGGGCCCUCAGUCUCAGAGAAUCUUUACCCUCCACCCAGAAAGGAACAGCAGAGGGAGAGGCCACAGGCCACCAGGAGGCCCAGCAAGGCCACUGGCUUUGACAGCCACACAGUCACCCCUCCCACCACCUCAGAACCCAGCACAAAGGCUGCUGGCCCAGGCCGUUUCCAGGACAACCACACAGAUAGGCGGGAACAUGGCCAUCGGGACCCAAAUGUGGUGCCGGGUCCUCACAAGUCAGCAAAGGGCAAACUUCCCAAAAAGAAGGUCCAGGAUAAAAUUCUUAGCAAUGAAUAUGAGGAUAAGUAUGAGCUCAGCCGACCUACGGCCUCUCAGCUGGAGGAGGACCUGCAGGUGGGGAACAUUCCCUCCCAAAACGCAAAGGAAUCUAAAAAGCACGAGAAACUGGAGAAACCUGAGAAAGAGAAGAAAAAAAAAGCAAAGAAUGAGAAACCAGACAAGGCAUUCAAGAGUGAAAAGCAAAUAAAGAAGGCUGAGAAAAAGAACAAACAGGAAAAAGAGAAGAGUAAAAAGAAAAAAACAGGGAAAACUGAGCAGGAUGGAUACCAGAAACCCAGCGGGAAACAGCCCCCACCAAGUCCCAGAAAGUCAGUGACUGACCUGCUGGCAUCCUUCGAAGGCAAACGCAGGCUCCUCCUGAUCACCGCUCCCAAGGCUGAGAACAGCAUGUACGCGCAGCAGCAUGAUGACUAUCUGGAGAAUUUCUGCAAGAUGGCCACCCGAAAACUGUCCGUCAUCACUGUCCUCGGCCCUGUCAGUAACAGCUCCAUGAAAAUCGACCACUUCCAGCUAGAUAAUGAGAAACCCAUGCGUGUGGUGGAUGAUGAAGACUUGGUAGACCAGCACCUCAUUAGUGAGCUGCGGAAAGAGUAUGGGAUGACCUACAAUGACUUCUUCAUGGUAUUGACAGACAUUGAUCUGCGAGUCAAGCAAUACUAUGAGGUGCCGAUUGCAAUGAAGUCUGUGUUUGAUCUGAUUGAUACAUUCCAGUCCCGAAUCAAAGACAUGGAGAAGCAGAAAAAGGAGGGCACUAUUUGCAAAGAGGACAAGAAGCAGUCCCUGGAGAACUUCUUAUCCAGGUUCCGAUGGAGGAGGAGGUUGCUGGUGAUCUCUGCUCCUAAUGAUGAAGACUGGGCCUAUUCACAGCAGCUCUCUGCUCUCAGUGGACAGGCAUGCAAUUUUGGUCUGCGUCACAUAACUAUCCUAAAGCUUCUGGGCAUUGGAGAGGAAAUUGGAGGAGUUUUAGAACUGUUUCCAAUUAAUGGGAGCUCUGUUGUUGAGAGAGAAGAUAUACCUGCCCAUUUGGUGAAAGAUAUACGGAACUAUUUUCAAGUGAGCCCAGAAUACUUCUCCAUGCUCCUAGUUGGAAAAGAUGGAAAUGUCAAAUCCUGGUAUCCUUCACCAAUGUGGUCCAUGGCGAUUGUGUAUGACCUGAUUGAUUCAAUGCAGCUUCGGAGACAAGAAAUGGCCAUUCAGCAGUCACUGGGAAUGCGCUGCCCGGAAGAUGAGUACGCAGGCUAUGGUUACCAUAACUACCACCAAGGAUACCAGGAUGGUUACCAGGAUGACUACCGUCACCAUGAGAGUUACCACCAUGGGUACCCUUACUGAACAGAAAUACGUAACUUAGCCCCAGCCAGUUUUCUCUGCAGCUGCUAAAGCCACACGCGGACAGCUACACAGGAGAAUUCUUCUGUACUGUUUCCACUUUCUGUCUUUUUCUUUCAGAGAUCUUUUAAGAUUAAAUAAAUAGCAAGGUUUUGCCUA